CGGCGUCACGGCGGAGCGCCGGGUGCCGCUGCGCCUGCGCUGAGUGUCGGUCCGCGGGGUGCGGCCCCGCCGGGUGCCGUGGGAGGCAGCGACAGGAUGCGGGGCUGCGCAGAUACUCUGCAAGUGAAUGAGAACUUUCCAUGGAACUGAGCUGAAGAACUUCACUAUGGGUCAACAGAUUUCAAGCCAGACACAAACUGUAAUGAACAAGUUGCCAGAAAAAGUAGCAAAGCAUGCUGCUUUGGUUCAAGAAAGUGGUUUUCUAACCUAUGAAGAGUUUCUAGGAAGAGUAGCUGAACUUAAUGAUGUUACCGCAAAAUUAGCUUCUGGACAAGAGAAACAUCUGUUAUUUGAAGUGCAGCCUGGUUCUGAUUCUUCUGCUUUCUGGAAGGUGAUCGUUCGGAUCAUCUGUACUAAAAUAAAUAAAACAAGCGGCAUUGUGGAAGCUUCGAGAAUCUUGAACUUGUAUCAGUUUGUUCAGCUUUAUAAAGACAUCACCAGUCAAGCAGCAGGGGUUCUUGCGCAAAGUGGUACUUCUGAAGAAGCUGCUGAGAGUUUGACGUCUGUGUCAUCAUCCCAGGCCAGCUUAUGGAUGGGAAGGAUUAAGCAGCCAACAGAUGAAGAUGAAUGUUGCAUUUGCAUGGAUGGACGUGUUGAUUUGAUCUUGCCGUGCGCUCACAGUUUCUGCCAGAAGUGCAUUGAUAAAUGGAGUGAUCGUCACAGGAGCUGUCCUGUCUGCCGUCGCCAAGUAACUGGGGCAGGUGAUUCUUGGGUGGUUUCAGAUGCGCCUACAGAGGAUGAUAUCGCAACUUACAUCCUUAACAUGGUAGAUGAGGUGGGCCAGCCUCUGAGGCCCUGACACUGACCAACAAGCUGACAAGAGUAGAAGCACUUGAAGCUUUUGUUGUCACCAACGCCUGGUUUUACCUCUUGUCAUUCAUCCAUAGUCUCUCUCUUAAGUCUUCUUGGCUGCUGUGAAUCUGUGUUACACUUGUAAGACACAUGGUAUGUGAGCCAGUAUAUGUGUGUGCAGUCUUAACGUGUACUUUCAGUGAAACCUUUAAACAUUUACAGAGGUUAUUUUAACAAUAACUUUGGAUCUUAACAUUCUGACUACUAGAUGAAGCUAUUUUACAAUAGUGCAGCUCCAGCUGCUAACUGCUGUUUGAACAUCACAGUGUACUGCUGCAAGAGGUGUGCACCAUCCAGAUGGAUUGACCUCAGCAGACUUAUCCGUAACAGCGGUCCGUUUUAGAUUCAUGACAAACAUGAAUGAAGAUGAGUUAGGCUAGUUAUUACUUGUUUGAAAUUUUACUGCUGAAACUUGAAAGGACUACCUGUUCUUCAGUUUGCCAAUUACUGCAUCGUUUAGUGUUUACAGAUAAUGAUUUCAGUUCAAUCUGCUACAAGUUUUAGUAUUAAUAAUUUAAAUCUGUUUGGGAGGCCGUAGACAUCUUUGUAAAUGUACAUUUUCCUCUAUUCUAACUAAAUAAUCUCUGUUUCAAUUUGAUGUUUAGCAUGGUCUCAUUAGCUUGAAACCAUUAAACAGUUUCACAGACAAUCCUAAAAAAGUAAAUCUCUUCCUAUAGUUUUUGAUCGGGAACAGCCAGAAUUAUUGUUAAGCAUCCGGCGUAUCUGAAGGAGUGUCUUUAUUCACAUUAGCAGUUCAGUUGUAGUUUAGCCUGGUGCUGUGGUUUUAUUUGCUUCCUGGGUGGUUUCAAAGCAGUGAAGUGAGAAAUACUAAGGAAGGCAAGGUGAUAAUCUAACGUGCUGUGCUGUAUCUCUACAAGUGCAGUAUGCUUUUAUGUAGCAGAGAGAAACUUCUGCUUGGAUAACAGUUGUUACAUUACUUGACUUCAUCGAGUUAGACACGUGAAAAGGGACAUUGAAGCAGAGCACAGCAGUGUAUUUGUCUAGCAGAGGUGAGUCUUGGAAGAGCUGAGUUGAGGUAGUCUAAAACAAGUAGUCUAGUUAUUAUUAUUAUUCAGAAGCCUUUUGGCUUCCUUAACAUUGUGGAAACCGACUGCUAUUGUAGAGAAUGAAUAUAUAUAUUUUUGAUAUUAACAGAGACUACUCUUUUUAUCUUGAGGCUGUUGAGUGAGAAAUAUUCCAGUGUAUCAUUUUAGGGCAUAUCGGCAUCAAUGUUGCUUACUUUAAGACUGGAUCUUUAAUUGCAAUACUUGUUUAAAUUUGAUAAUGCUAUAAGACUUAGGCCUUUUGUCAGGGAAUUGUUCUCACCUAAAAGGCUCGUGCACACAUGGAUAUGCAUGUUUAGGUUAUUUGUUUUAAUUGGCUGCUACAGAAUGACUUAAUCACAUCAGCGACCAAAUCUUGGGAAUUUCUCUAUUUUAUUUCUUGCUAACAGCAGAUGGCACUCAUUUGAGCUUGCCUUGUGACACAGUUGUCAAAUUUAUGACAUUAAGACAGAUAAGCAAAGUACUCUUAUUGUAUCAUCUAAAAGCCAAGAUAGCAAAAUGUGUAAAUCUUUGUUUAAUUGUUUGAAAAUUAAUUUAUGAAUGUAUAUAGUUGAGAGCUAUUUUUCUUUUUUCCCUUUGUUAAUCUUUUGAUGUCAGUGAGAUAUUCAGAUGUACGGACUGCUUGGUUGGGCUGGAAACCAGUAAUGGUCAGGGAUUUUCCACUCAAAUACUUGCAAAUAUUCUUCAUCACACACCGGUUUGGUUCCACUUUGCUUUCUGAGCUUGUAUUAAUCCGUAUUCAGAACACUGGAGUUUCUAAGGUGUUUUUUAUAUUUCUGGAACAGAAAAAGCAUCUAAAUAUGCUUCAAGCUAACUUUAUUUUUCAAGUCUUUUGAAAAUUGUACUUCUGAGCUUUUAUAAGUUGACUUUCUGCUGAGAACUUACAUGAACUUACUAGUAAAAUGUAAUUUUGUAAUUAACGCAAACAAAUUGUAGCACAAUGACACUUGCAAAUACGAUAUAAAACAAUGCAAAAAUUAAUUAAAUAGUGAAAAGUAAACUUUGUAUUCUGUACAGCUUUUUUUAAUUAAGUUGCGUAUAAGUCAAGUGGUUGUGAUGUAGGUAAUGUGUGCCUUGUAAAAUGUACUGUAUGUUAUAUGGGACAGUAGAUACCGUAACACUGAAAACCCAGUAAUUUGGUCCAGGCGGUGUUUCCUAGUCUGAACUAUUACGUUUGGCAAACAGUUUCAGGAAGGGAAUCCCAGCAGAGGGGGCAUGGCAGUGGGUUCCAGGAGCUAGACCUUCACAUGGGGAUCACUGUGAAUAACUUUUGGUGGGGGGGCAUUAAAACUGAUCUCUUGUACUAAAGUGGAGAUUUCUUACAGACUUAAAGUGAAAUUGUAAUUUAAGCAUUGCAGAUUGUAUUAAUAGCUAAGGACAUUUUGGUAUACUAAAAUUUAUGUGUGAAUUGUGCAAUAAAGUUACUUUGAAAGAAA
Messenger RNA from Coturnix japonica (Japanese quail), 3412 nucleotides. It is a transcript of the gene RNF141, whose product is annotated as ring finger protein 141. Gene Ontology annotation, biological process: protein autoubiquitination. Gene Ontology annotation, molecular function: ubiquitin-protein transferase activity. NCBI's taxonomy places the organism in Eukaryota, Metazoa, Chordata, Aves, Galliformes, Phasianidae. The record is from RefSeq and is a predicted model, not a curated record.